AUGAACAACGAAUACGACUAUCUCUUCAAACUUUUGUUGAUUGGCGACUCUGGUGUGGGAAAAUCGUGUCUUUUAUUGAGAUUUGCUGAGAACACCUAUACCCAGGAUUACAUUUCAACCAUUGGUGUUGACUUCAAGAUCAGAACCAUAGAACUUGAUGGAAAAACUAUUAAACUACAGAUCUGGGAUACUGCAGGUCAGGAGAGAUUCAGAACAAUUACCUCUUCAUACUACAGAGGUGCUCAUGGUAUCAUUAUCGUUUAUGAUGUGACUGACCAGGAAUCAUUUAAUGAUGUUAAUCAAUGGCUACAAGAAAUAGAUAGAUAUGCUACAAGUGGUGUGCAAAAGCUUCUUGUUGGUAACAAGUGUGAUCUCACGGAUAAAAAAGUUGUUGAUUACGCCGUUGCCAAGGAGUUUGCAGAUAGUAGGGGCAUUCCAUUCAUAGAAACAUCUGCUGCUGAGUCUACAAAUGUCGAGCAGGCCUUCAUUUUAAUGUCCAAGCAGAUCAAAGCUCAGAUGGCUUCACAGCCUACAAAUAACGCUGCUGGAAAGCCCUCAGUUAAUCUAAGUGGUACUGCUGUUAAUACCAAUGAAGGUGGAUGCUGUUAA
This is a messenger RNA of Brettanomyces bruxellensis, 609 nucleotides long. RefSeq lists its product as uncharacterized. Lineage: Eukaryota; Fungi; Ascomycota; Pichiomycetes; Pichiales; Pichiaceae. Bases 1 to 609 code for a protein of 202 amino acids. Gene Ontology annotation, biological process: protein secretion; regulation of exocytosis. Gene Ontology annotation, molecular function: GTPase activity; GTP binding. The record is from RefSeq and is a predicted model, not a curated record. The transcript has a single exon.